This is a messenger RNA of Nelumbo nucifera (sacred lotus), 807 nucleotides long. The record is from RefSeq and is a predicted model, not a curated record. NCBI's taxonomy places the organism in Eukaryota, Viridiplantae, Streptophyta, Magnoliopsida, Proteales, Nelumbonaceae.
CUGACAACGGCAUAACAGCGAGAUACCAUUGGAAGGAAGCCCAAGGUUAUAUCGCUCAAGUCUCAACUUUCAACUUUCAACUCUCAACUCUCGACUACUUCUCUGCUUCUGCUUUUCGGUAAAGAAAGAAGAAAGGAAGAAAGAAAACUACUUCUCUGAGUCUGUGCUGCACAUUGGAGAGCUAGAAUAGCAUGAGUUACCAGAGGGUUCCCCAAGAGCCUUACCCUCCACCAGGGUACGCACCUUCGCCACCAAACUACCCUUCACCGCCACCACCACCACCACCUCCACCCUAUGAAGGGUACCCACCACCACCUCCACCAGGGUAUCCACCACCACCUCCACCAGGAUACCCUCCACCCCCUCGUCCUGGAUAUCAGGACUACUUCAAUGGAGGGUACCCUCCACCACCGCCACCCCAACAAUACCAAUCUCAGGAUGAUCAUUCUGGGUGUGCCUCAUUUCUACAAGGCUGUUUUGCUGCACUUUGCUGCUGCUGUGUAUUGGAGGAGUGCUGCUUGAACUUUUAGGUUAUUUUGAGGUAGCUGUUCUAAUCAUGUGGGGUCCUGCUUUUCCGGUGUUGGUAUCUCUAUUUGGUUUUUAAACUAUCCAUGUGAAUGCGAUGGCCUCUAUCUAUUUGUUCGAUUGUGAAACCCUGUGAUUAAAUGAACAUCAUAAGCAGAGGCUAUUAGUAUGUAGUUAACUGUGGUGGUCCAUGUUUUAUCUCCCGCACUUUGGGACUCUUCACUCUUGCAUUGUUUGAUAAAAAUUAUAAAUUAUAAAGAAAAGCAAUUAGCAAAAUUAUUA